Messenger RNA from Kazachstania africana CBS 2517, 366 nucleotides. RefSeq names its product Dif1p (gene DIF1). The transcript has a single exon. Gene Ontology annotation, molecular function: ribonucleoside-diphosphate reductase inhibitor activity. Lineage: Eukaryota; Fungi; Ascomycota; Saccharomycetes; Saccharomycetales; Saccharomycetaceae. The record is from RefSeq and is a predicted model, not a curated record. Gene Ontology annotation, cellular component: cytoplasm; nucleus. The coding region runs from base 1 to 366 and encodes 121 amino acids.
AUGAAUACUACCGUGCAAUCCCAACAGCAUGUAUUGAAGAGACAAGUGAAUUCUAGUGACGACACUAAACCAGAACAAUACAACUAUCAAAAAGCAUUGAGUACAGUCGGAAUGAGAGUCAGACAGAAAAUCGAUCAAGGUUAUAAUAUCCCAUUCAAUGCUAAAAACAAUCCUUCAUUACAAUCAAAUAUCAAAGAAUAUGCAGGUCUCAUCGUACCCCAAUAUAGACAGACAACCGCAGGUGCAAAUUUUGAACCACCAAUGCUCGUCAAUCAAAGAACUGUUUCCACUGCCUCCAGCUUGGAGAUGUUCAACGAUUUAGAAAAUGACAUUGUAUGUUCAAAUGGUAAGAGAAGAAACUAUUGA